Messenger RNA from Papaver somniferum (opium poppy), 699 nucleotides. Its product is annotated as transcription factor bHLH146-like. The record is from RefSeq and is a predicted model, not a curated record. Bases 1 to 699 code for a protein of 232 amino acids. Lineage: Eukaryota; Viridiplantae; Streptophyta; Magnoliopsida; Ranunculales; Papaveraceae. Gene Ontology annotation, biological process: regulation of DNA-templated transcription. The transcript has a single exon.
AUGGAGGAAGGGGUUAUAAGCAAGCGAAAACGCGUUUAUACGUUCGAACCAACCAGUACAAUGGAGCUACUACAUGGUGCCACUUUCUCACAGAGAUAUUUGAAUACUCUGUUGUCAUUUUUAGUAAAACUUGAUUCUGAAACAAGGUCUUCUAGUGACAGACAAUAUGUCGAAAUAGAGAAAAUAGUAAGGUUUCAGGUAGACAUGGCACUAGUAUUAUCAACUAAAUGUAUGUUCGGAUGGAGUCGUGCGUUAAAAAGAAAACUUGAUCAGAGUGAUAUAGGCUCGAAUGAGUAUAUUGUAUCAUCAGUACAUGCACCAAAAUCACUUCUGUUUGCGUACGGGCGCAACGGCAGUAUUCAUAGUUGUCAUUUUUUUGAUAGCGAUUACAACAACAGUAGAGAAGUGAAAUGCAUUUCCAAAUUAUUAUUUCCUAUAGCAAGAAGCUUGAACCCUUCUCUACCUCCUCGAUCCAUAGGCGAUUUUUCGCAUGAUAAAUACUCGAAAAGAUCGAAUAAGAAAAGAAAGAUAGGAGGUGAAGAUAAGUUUGAGUCCCGUCUAAGAAAACUAAGAAGUAUUUUACCCGGAGGGAAUGAAAUGGGAGAUUAUGACGAAUUGUUUUCUGAAGUAGAAAGCUACGUAGCGUGUCUUGAACUGCAGGUGCGUGUUUUACGAGCUCUUGUUCAUCCCCAAUGUUGA